AUGGCAUUCCCCUUGGAAUCUGCACACGAUGAGGACCUGGGAGAAAACAGCAUCCAAAACUAUACACUCAGCGUUAACGAACAUUUUUGGCUUGAUGUGCAAAGGAACAAAGAUGGAAUUAACAAUGUGGAUCUUGUUCUGAAGAAAACACUAGAUAGGGAAAAGAUGCCAUACCUUAAUCUUACCCUAAUGGCUGUUGAUGGUGGGGUACCACAGAAAACAGGCACUGUUCAAAUUAACAUUGAUGUUCUAGACAUUAAUGAUAAUUCCCCUCAAUUUCCUCAAUCUGAAUAUAAGGUAAGAAUAAAGGAAAACCUCCCUAAGGGCACUGUAGUGGCUAAACUGGAAGCUACAGAUCUUGAUUUUGGUUCAAAUGCACAAAUCAUCUACUCAUUCCAUCGAGUGCCUGAAAGAAUAAACAAUUUGUUCCUUUUAAAUGAAAGGACUGGAGAAAUCACUGUUAUGGACCAGACUGAUUAUGAAAAAGAAAGGAGUUAUAGCAUAAAUGUCAGAGCAACAGAUGGAGGGGGACUUUCAGGGCACUGCAAGGUACUAAUAGAGGUUGAGGACGUGAAUGACAAUGUCCCAGAAGUGUCCAUCAUAUCUCUGACUAGUAUCUUAAAGGAGAAUUCCCCUUUGGAGAAGGUUGUGGCCCUCUUCAGUGUGAGAGAUGAAGACUCUGGAGAUAACAGCAAAACGUUCUUGCCUGAAGAAAAGAAAACCGGGUUUCCAGUAGCUAAUGUGCUGAAAGACUUGAAAAUAGAUGUAAAGGAAUUGUCUGCUAGGAAAGCCAAGCUAGUUCCUAAGGGCUCUAAAGAGUAUUUCCAGCUGGAUCCUCAUUCUGGGAACCUCAUAUUAAAGGAUACAAUAGACCGAGAGGCUCUGUGUGAAGCGGUGGAUGGUGGGAUCCCAAGGAGAACUGGUACAGCGCAAAUAAUAAUUGAUAUUUUAGAUGCAAAUGAUAAUGUCCCCCAUUUUGAACAAUCUGUGUACAAAGUACAGCUUGCAGAAAACAGCCCACCAGGUUCAUUGGUCACUAAAGUGGCAGCCAGUGACAGCGAUAUGGGUGCUUAUGCUCACAUCACUUACACUUUUAGCCAAGUACCAGGAAAUGUGCUCAGAUCAUUCAAAUUAAACAAUCAUACUGGAGAAAUUACUCUUGUAGGGAAAAUUGAUUAUGAAGAAAACAGUAAUUUUGAACUGAACAUCAAAGCCACAGAUGGAGGGGGGCUUUCUGCUUACUGUAAAGUCUUUGUUGACAUUGAGGAUGAAAACGAUAAUGCCCCAGAAGUAACCCUAUCAUCUGUCACUAACCCUUUACCAGAAGAUUAUCCCAUAGAAACAGUAGUGGCUGUCUUCAGCGUCACAGACCUGGACUCUGGGGACAAUGGCAGAACUACUUGCAACAUUGAUUCAAACCUACCCUUUAUGCUAAAACCCACAAAGAACAAUUAUUACCAGCUUGUGAUCCACUGGCCAUUGGACAGAGAGCAAGUGUCGGAAUAUAAUAUCACCAUCACAGCCGCUGACCAAGGCUCUCCCAGUCUCAGUUCAAUGAGAAUUAUUAACAUUCAAAUUUCAGAUGUCAAUGACAACACUCCGGUGUUUGAAAAAUCUUUCUAUAAUUUGCACUUACGAGAAAACAAUAUUCCAGGUCUACUCUUUGGAUUAAUUCAUGCAAUUGAUUUGGAUGCAGAGCAGAACGCCAAAGUGACCUAUUUGCUCUUGCCUGGAAAGAUCAGGGAUGGCCCUGCAUCAUCUUACAUCUCUAUCAACUCUGAAACUGGGAAUCUAUAUGCCAUCCGAUCUAUAGAUUAUGAGGAUAUACAAAAUUUCCAGGUGAUGGUGAGGGCUAUAGAUAAAGGUUCUCCAGCACUAAGCUCAGAAACGAUGGUCCAAGUUCAUAUCAUGGAUGAAAAUGACAACGCCCCCUUUAUCCUCUGCCCACUUCAGAACAGCACUUCUCCAUCAAAUGAUCUUGUUCCCAGGGGGGCAGAGACAGGCUACCUGGUCACCAAAAACGGGGAAGUGAAAACCAUGAGGCCAGUGAACAACCGAGAUAGUUUCAAACACACUCUUAUUGUGGCAGUUAGAGAUAAUGGUCAUCCUCCUCAAUCUGCCUCUGCCCCACUAAGAAUUCUUCUAGUGGAUGGCUUCUCAGAUCCUUACAUGAAAAUUAUGGAUAAUCCUAAGGGUGAAGUCCAGGAGGAAGAUGAUCAUACCCUGACAAUGUAUUUGAUUAUCUGCUUGGUCACGAUCUCAUCCAUUUUCCUCCUUUCUGUUAUGGUGUUUAUUGGAACCAAGCUUCAGAAACGACAGAAAUUCAUAGGCAGCUCUAAUUCUGCAUCUAAUUUCCCUGUGGGACAGAAUUUGCAAGAGAACUGUGGAGACCCUAGUUCUGACACACAUUGUCAGGCCUACAAUUAUGAGGUAUGCUUAGCUGGUGGGUCUCUGAAUAAAAAAGAAAUUUCCUACACAAUGGAAGAUCACUUCAUCAGGGGCAAACAAGGUCUGUAUCUUUUGCUUUUCCUCAGUCUUUUUGGAACACUGUGUAUUUCAGUUCGCUAUUCUGUCCCUGAAGAAAAGAAAAAUGGGUUUGUAGUGGCUAAUGUGUUGCAGGAUUUCAAACUGAAAAUAGGAGAACUCUCUACUCGUAGAGCCUGUUUAAUUUCUGGCAGCACUAAGGAAUAUUUCCACCUUGAUAUCCAAACUGGGAAUCUGUUGAUAAAUGAUAAAAUAGACAGAGAAGCUUUGUGUGGCCAAAAGGAACUUUGUUUACUUUUAUCUCAGGUUGUACUAGAAAAGCCAUUAGAACUUCAUAGUAUUGAAAUACAGAUAGAAGACGUUAAUGAUAAUGCCCCUAACUUCACAAAAAAUACAUUCACUGUACAAAUAUCUGAACAUGUCCCAGUGAAUACCCGAAUUCUGAUGGAGUCUGCUCAGGAUGCUGAUCUUGGAAAAAAUGGUAUCCAGAAUUACACACUCACUAAAAAUUCACAUUUCACAAUAGAAGUACAGAUUGAUGAACAUGAAAAGAAGAAUGUUGACCUUAUUUUGCAGAAACCACUAGACAGGGAGAAGAUGCCUUACCUUCAGCUGACACUGAUGGCCGUCGAUGGAGGAGUGCCACAAAAAACAGGCACUGUUCAAAUUAACAUUGAUGUUCUAGAUAUAAAUGAUAAUUCUCCUCAAUUUUCUCAAUCUGAAUAUAAGGUAAGAAUAAAGGAAAACCUUCCUAAGGGCACUCUGCUGAUUAAGGUGGAGGCCAGAGAUCCUGAUUUUGGUUCACAUGCACAGAUCCUCUACUCAUUCCAUCGAGUGCCUGAAAGAAUAAGCAAUUUGUUCUUUUUAAAUGAAAGGACUGGAGAAACCACUGUUUGUGGACAGAUUGAUUAUGAAAGGGAAAGGAGUUAUGGCAUAAACAUCAAAGCAACAGAUGGAGGGGGUCUUUCAGGUCACUGCAAGAUACUGAUAGAGAUUGAAGACGAGAAUGACAACCCCCCAGAAGUAUCCAUCAUAUCUCUGACCAGGAUCUUAAAAGAGGAUUCUCCCCCAGACACAAUGGUGGCCCUCUUCAGUGUUAGAGAUCAAGACUCUGGAGAAAACAGCAAAACAGUCUGCUCUGUGGAUACGAACCUCCCUUUUGUGCUGAAAGCCACCGCAAAUGAUCUUUAUCAGCUUGUCCUCCAAAGUCCCCUAGACAGAGAGACCCUUGCUGAGUACAACAUCACCAUCACAGCCAUUGACUGGGGCUCUCCUAGGCUCACUUCAACAAGAAUGAUUAAUGUUCAGAUCUCCGACGUCAAUGACAACCCUCCACUUUUUGAAAAGUCUUUAUAUGACAUGCAGAUCCAUGAGAAUAAUAUUCCAGGCUUGCUCAUUGGCUCAGUCCAUGCUGUGGAUCUGGACACAAAGCUGAAUGCUAAAGUGACUUACUUACUAUUGCCAGGGAAGGGUGAUGGUCUGGUGCCCUCUUACAUUUCAAUCAACUCUGAAACCGGAAACGUGUAUGCCCUCCGAUCCCUGGACUAUGAGCAGAUAAGAGAGUUCAGAGUUACCGUGAGGGCAACCGAUGGUGGUUCUCCUUCCUUGAGCUCAGAGGUGGUUGUCCGAAUCAUCAUCAUAGAUGAAAAUGACAACACUCCCUUCUUCCUGUAUCCCCUCCAGAACAGCACAUCCCUAUGUAAUGAGCUGGUUCCCAAGUCGGCAGAGGCCGGCUAUCUGGUCACCAAGGUGGUUGCAGUGGAUGGAGAUUCUGGUCAAAACUCUUGGCUUUCCUAUGAAUUGCUGAAGGCCACAGAUCCUGGACUUUUCAGCAUAGAAGUGCAGAAUGGAAAAGUGAAAACCAGAAGAGCCCUGAACGAGCGAGACGCAAACAAACAGAAGCUUGUUAUACUGGUCAGAGACAAUGGUUUUCCUCCUCAGACCAGCACUGCAGUGUUUAAUAUUCUUGUUGUGGAUGGCUUUUCUGAUCCCUUCCUGAGGAGAGUGGAUGUUAGUGUGCAAGAACCAGAAGAAGAUAAAACCUUGACCAAAUAUUUGGUGAUCUGCUUGAUUGCAGUCUCCUUUGUGUUCCUGGUCUGUAUUGUUGUGUUUAUUGUUGUCAAAAUCUGCAAGAAGGAUCCCAGAGGAAAUUUUACUGUUGUACCACCUCACUUCCCACCUCCCAAUACUAAUACCUUUGGAAACUGUGAUGAUUCAGAGAAUGGGUCACUUUCCAGGACUUACCAUUAUGAUGUUUGUUUGACUGGUGGAUCCUUAAGUAGUGAGUUCCGAUUUCUCAGACCCAUCAUUCCUGUGUUUUCGGUGGGAGAUAUAAACAUCCCAGAGAGUCACAGAACAUCUUCUGGUUCCCAAGAUAUUGUUCAGCAGAUUUCAGACAACCAAUUAAAAGAAAAG
Messenger RNA from Python bivittatus (Burmese python), 4899 nucleotides. Lineage: Eukaryota; Metazoa; Chordata; Lepidosauria; Squamata; Pythonidae. The record is from RefSeq and is a predicted model, not a curated record.